AUGAAAAAAAACAAGCUAGGAAGAGAGUGCAGAUCCAUCUUCAUAAAUCUGAUAAAGACAACGAUUGGGUCUGGAAUACUCAGAUAUCCGUUUCUCUUUAAAAUGUAUGGGAUUUGGUAUACAGUAGUCUUGACGCUUAUUUCUGCAUUGGCAUCACUCCUGGGGCUGUGGCUAUACAUAGACUUGAAUGACUUCUAUGGGCUAGACAACACAAUGUCAACCAUAGCCAGAUACAUCUAUCCCACCCUGCAACCAAUUGUGAAUGUGACUGUAUCUGUCAAGUGCUUCCUAGUGUGCACAGCAUAUCUUGUUCUACUCAAGAACAAUCUUCCGGGGACAAUAAGAAGCAUCUUUGGCUUGGAAAGUGACUACAAGAUCCUAUGCAUGGCCGGUGUGGUUCUAUGUGUAUUCCCAUUUGUGUCUAUGCAAAAGAUCGAUAGGCUGCGAUACACAUCAUCGUUUGGAUUCGGGGCAGCCAUAGCCCUCGUGGUGUUAUCGAUAUACAGGUAUGCAGUCUCGAAGGAUGUGCCUGUCUAUACCGAGUCAAAGGAUGGGAACAACUAUCUAGGGGAGCUGGGGAGCUUUGUGUUUGGAUUUACCUGCCACCAGAAUAUAUUUUCUGUCCAGAAUGAGAUGAUGGUGAGCGACAAGACAGCCUUGAAAAUAACUGUGUUUCUGGUGCUUCUGGUGGCGUCCCUUGUAUACAUAACCUUUGGGCUUACCAACUAUCUUGUGCUGGGAGACAGGAUGAGCGAGAACUUCUUCGAAAAUAUACCCGAGAGGAUGAGAAACGUGGUUGCUAUGUUCUACUUCCUUGUUAUAAUAAUGUCCAUCCCACUGCAGACGCAUCCAUGCAGAACAUACCUCCUCGAUCUUUUCGACACAAGGUAUUCUGUGGAUGGGAAGUACUGGCACCUCAGGUUUGUAACAAGCAUAUUCAUAAUACUACUGUCAUUUACGAUUGCCAUGAACGUGUCGAAAAUGGAAAGGCUUUGCGAAGUCAUAGGAGGGUCCUUUUCCACGCUCAUGUGCUUUAUAUUUGCAUCUUUGUAUUACUUCAUUGCGUUCUGGAACAGAGGAUUUGAAAUGAAGAAGAUCACUGCACUCUUUGUACUGCUAUACGGAGUUGCUGCAUUUACAUCUCUAUUCCUUGCAUCAUGA
Messenger RNA from Encephalitozoon hellem ATCC 50504, 1161 nucleotides. RefSeq names its product putative amino acid transporter. The record is from RefSeq and is a predicted model, not a curated record. Lineage: Eukaryota; Fungi; Microsporidia; Unikaryonidae. Gene Ontology annotation, biological process: amino acid transmembrane transport. Gene Ontology annotation, molecular function: amino acid transmembrane transporter activity. The coding region runs from base 1 to 1161 and encodes 386 amino acids. The transcript has a single exon.